Messenger RNA from Rhodotorula graminis WP1, 1212 nucleotides. RefSeq lists its product as uncharacterized. Lineage: Eukaryota; Fungi; Basidiomycota; Microbotryomycetes; Sporidiobolales; Sporidiobolaceae. The record is from RefSeq and is a predicted model, not a curated record. The transcript has 8 exons. The coding region runs from base 1 to 1212 and encodes 403 amino acids.
AUGUCUGCAGCUGCUGCGGCUCCUUCGACCGACCCUGCUGCUGUCGCAGCAGCUGCCGCCGAGCAGCUCGCUCGUUUGCAGUUCGCCGUCGCCAACAUCACGACGCCCGUCGUCAUCGGCAGCUUCAUCGCCUGCAUGAUGUGCGGCAUCCUCCUGUACAUGUCGGCCACCUACUUCGUCCGGUUCGGCUCGUCCGACCGCCUCUCGUUCAAGGUCCUCGUCGGCUUCCUCACGGUCGCCUGCGUCGGCGACACGAUGAACGAGUGCGCGUGGGCGUGGCUCGUCACGAUCAAGGUGUUUGCCGACCCGACCAUCGUCGCGCAACUUCCCGAGACGUUUACGGUCUACGCCAUCUUCACGGGCGUCACGGUACUCGUCGCCCAAGUCUUCUUCACGUGGCGCCUCUGGGUCAUCUCGGAGAGGCGCAACUGGUGGCUGCCCGUCGGCAUGCUCGUCCUCGAGCUCACGGCGGCGGGUCUCGCGAUGUACCUCGCCUGGUGGACCGACAAGACGAUGUACUUGGCGUCGUUUCCCGAGAUCGAGGGUAUUAUGUGGGCGUGGAUCUCGGCAGGCAUCGUCAUCGACGUGCUCAUCACCGGCGGCAUCACCUUCUACCUCCUCAUCCGCCCCCAGCGUCUCGGUGGCGGCGUGCUCAAGACCAAUCGCUCGUCGCCGCUCGGCCGCCUCGUCGUCAAGAGCUUCCAGACCAACGGCGUCUCGCUCUUGCUGCAGACGGUGACCCUCAUCGUGAUCGUCACCAGGCGCGGCACGCUGUGGUACAACGUCCCUGGAUUCCAGGAGGCCAAGUGCUACGCCAUCAACGUCAUCGCCACCCUCAACGCCCGCACGCUCGCCUCGUCCGACGCCGGCGACUCGUUCAACCCGGACCCGCGCUCGAGCGCGACGAGCAAGCAGCAGCAGCAGCAGCGCACGGGCGCGACGAGUGCGGCGCGCAGGAGCCGCAUGGAGCAGCAGUCGAUGCCCGUCUUUGACGUGCACGUCGAGGUGCAGGUCGACGAGGCGGACUCCGCCGACGCCGAGUCGGACAAGUCGGGCGGCGGCGGCGGCGCGUCGAAGGACCUCGUCGCGCUCGGCUCGACGACGCCGUACUCGGUCACGUUUGAGCGGGCGUCGGUCAAGGACGGGGACGACAUCGAGCUGGGCAUGAAAGAGGGCCGGGCGCGAGGCGAGCGCGGCUGGGCACGGUCGUGA